Molecule: messenger RNA, 852 nt
Organism: Clunio marinus
Lineage: Eukaryota; Metazoa; Arthropoda; Insecta; Diptera; Chironomidae
Source: the annotation of a GenBank genome assembly
UUAGUCUUAUUGUACAGUUGACAGAAUUAACAAGUCGUUUUCUAAAAGCAAACAAAUACCAUAAAUGGAUGAUCAUAAAGUUUCUAGAGACAACAAAGUCUCAAGAGAUGCCGCCAAGAAAACCCAAUUAUACAAACAUUGGGUGAGACCACGUUUCCUACAAUACAAUUACAUGUACGACUAUAGACUCAACUACUAUGAUGACGUUAUCGAUUAUUUGAAUAAGAAAGAUCGUGGAGUUAAAAUUGAACCACCAAAGCCCCAAACAUGGGCUGAAAGAGUUUUAAGAACAGUUAAAGACAAACCACAUUCAUCCUGUUAUGAGGCAUAUGAGGCAGAACACUGUUCCAAGCGUAGUAAUAAAUUGAAAAUUACAAUAACUAAUCAAAUCAACUCCUACAACUAUCACAGCAAAGGAUAUACAAAUAGAAAGUAUGCAAGCAUCUUGUAAUUUGAAAAUUUUUCGUUUUUAGAUUUCUUUUUUUUUUUAAAUCAACUUUAAAUAAAUGAGACUUGGUUGGUUUUUUUCUUUUGCUUUUGGUUUUUUUACGCAACAAAUUAUCGUUUAUUAUUUUCAUAUCUAAAACAUAAACAUAACAAAACAUUGAAAAUAUUUAUUAUUGCUGUUAUUGUUUGUCAACAUGAAUUUUUAAUAAUUUGAAUUUAAUUUUGCGCCUCUUCCAUUGAAGUUGCUUUAUUAAUUUAUUGGUCCAAUUUUCUAUUUUGAUCAUGAAAAUGGCUUUAGAAUAGCACAAAGCAAAAUGCUUAUUUAAUAUUCUGCUUCGUUUUUAUUUUGUUUUCGUUUUUUUUUUUCAUUUGAAACAAAAAUAUUUAAAUAUUGAUUAUUUAUUU